Molecule: messenger RNA, 1005 nt
Organism: Mytilinidion resinicola
Lineage: Eukaryota; Fungi; Ascomycota; Dothideomycetes; Mytilinidiales; Mytilinidiaceae
Exons: 3
Coding region: 237-782 (181 amino acids)
Molecular function (GO): hydrolase activity
Source: RefSeq, a predicted model, not a curated record
AAAGAGAUCAGCCUCACGCUUAUAUUUUAUUGUUAUCUAGGCCGCGAUAUUUCACGGUAUGGCCCUGACGACACGAUAGGCAACCACAAUUACUUAAUUCCGACGUCUCUACCGGACAAUCAGCCUGCACCUCAAGUUUUCAUCUUUCCAGCCUGGAGUGAAAGUCCAAAUUGAUUUCCGGCUACCACCAUACGUCAAAGCCAAUCGGCCACCAAUUGACCAAACUCACUGCAAUCAUGUCCACCGAACAAUCAGAAACCGGUGCCUCCACACUCCACACCUCCAUACCACCAGAUCUGGAGAAAUACGCCAUCACCAGGGCAGAGUUUUUCAAACAGAACCCGCAAGUAGAUGCCCUAGCGGUUGGCGCUGUCGUGUAUCACAAGAAGCGGCUACUACUCAUCCAACGCAGCGCUUCCGACCGCGCAUUCCCAAACUUCUGGGAAAUCCCAGGAGGUGGUAGUGAAGACUCUGAUGAGACUAUUCUGCACGGUGUAGAGAGGGAGUUGAUGGAGGAGACUGGGUUCAAGGCGAAGCGGUUCGUGAAACUAGUAGCACAGUUGGAGUGGAACGAUAAGAGGCCUGGGAGAACCUCCAAGUGGGCUAAGGUGAACGUGGAGGUCGAAGUCGAGGGAAUAGAGACAGACGGAGAUUUGGAGAUCGUUCUUGCUCCUAAGGAGCAUCAGGCCUUCGUCUGGGCGACAGAGGAGGUUGUCGAGGAGAAGAGGAAAGAUGGGACGUCACUGGGCAUAUUUAGCCCCAGGGAGUGGACCCCAACGUAGAAGUUGUGAGAACUAAGUUCUUCGGGCGGGAAGAUACGAUAAAGGAAGGACCAUGGCCGGUAAUGGAAGGUGAUUAGAUGGAAUGGUCUCGGUGAAUAUGGAAGCAAAAGGAAGCAUGGUCUGGGCUUUGCAAGGCAGACGUGGCGUUUGACGUCAACAUAGAGGUUAUUAUAAGUCAGGCAUAGACUAUAGAUUUCAUGUCUAGGACCGUUUCCGAGUGCCA